Messenger RNA from Entamoeba invadens IP1, 1524 nucleotides. RefSeq lists its product as hypothetical. The transcript is spliced from 7 exons. The coding region runs from base 1 to 1524 and encodes 507 amino acids. The record is from RefSeq and is a predicted model, not a curated record. Gene Ontology annotation, molecular function: GTP binding; GTPase activity. NCBI's taxonomy places the organism in Eukaryota, Evosea, Mastigamoebida, Endamoebidae.
AUGUCUUUAGUGGUGUUUGGGACAUCGAUUGUCUCAGAAAAAGAUUACGAAUAUGCAAUUCGUGUUCUUUUUAUAGGUGAUGAAGUGACUUCAAAGCAACGUCUAGCACUUCUUUGGAAGACUUUUCUCGUGCAACAAGUCACAAUCAAAGAGAAGUUGGGUAAGCUUGUCUUUGCGUCGUAUGACAACGGAGUUAGUCGUGAGGGGGGGUACUUUCCUUUUAAACAAUUAAACGUCUUAUGUGUGAUGUAUGAUGCGGCAAACAAAAACACAACAUCAAAUGUACAGAACUGGAUAGAGGAGGGCCGAAGAUACUCUGGUAACCCCACACUCAAAGUCAUAGUUGUGGGCGUUUAUAACAACAACUCCCCACCGCAGAAGCCACCAAGGCAGAUAGACGACAUUUUAAAGAAAGACCAAAAGGUUAACUUCUUUUACUAUAACAAAAGAACAGCAAACGAUUUUCCUGCACUUUUGGAGGCGAUUUAUAUUGACAUUCGACAAUGCGAAUUAUCUGAUGAUGUACUAAACGAAAAGAAAGAGAAAAAACGAGUGAUGGAGGAACGCCAACACAUGUCGCAAUGCAUCAGCACGCCGAAGACAACCGUUAGUUGCCAAAAUUCCCGAAUUGAUUGCAAAAAAUUACUUGUCACAUUGGUUGAUGGCAAAACGAAUGUCACACUUAAAAUUAUUGUUUUGGGCGACAAGUCCAUUUCGCAUUAUUGUCGUCAACUCAUGGUCGGACUGACUCAAGGUUGGGACAAGGAAUGGGAAGAUUAUUUAUACGAUGACUGUCCACCGAAAGUUAUAAAUCUGAGUGAAGUAAAUAAUAUACAAGUCAAAUUAUAUUCCUACGACCAUGGUGUAGGUCGUGGCGCAAGUUAUUCCCCUUACUAUAAUGUUUUAGGCGCUGUUCUAUGCUUUGAUUACACUGAUAAAAUAACAUUUUCUAAUUUGAUGAAUUGGUAUAAUGAAACGUUGAGGUAUUGCAAUCUCAAAUCGACGAGAUAUUUCAUUGUCGGAAUGGGGAAGUACAAUACCGAAAAAACAUGUCAAGUCGAUGACACUGAUGUUGGUAGUUUUGCACGUUUUUUUCAAAAUAAAGAACCCCCUGUGGUGGCUUUUAACCCAGAAAGAGUCGAUGAAAUUAACACAAAGUUUAAUGAAUUUGUGUAUGACAUUUAUUUCAAUGAAUUUACACCAGACUUCUUAGAACAUUGUGUGAUUGAGAAACGCGAAACGAAGCGAGAGAAGGUAACAAGACAGACUGAAACAUCUGAAAACCCUCAACAGACAAAAUUGGUUCAAAACAACACAGGAGAGGUGAUGGAGGUGAACGAGUUGGAAGAACUCACAAAAAACAAGAAGAAAUGGUGUUUAAUUUUUUGCGUCAAACGAAUAAUUCAUAUUUUCCAAGGCGGUUUUUUUUAUUUUUUUUUGUUUAAAAUGAUAUUCUAUUUAUUUACUAAAAAAUAUUAUAUUAUUACUAUAUUUAAUAAAAAAAAUAGAAAAGUGAAAAAAUGA